Molecule: messenger RNA, 1440 nt
Organism: Pestalotiopsis fici W106-1
Lineage: Eukaryota; Fungi; Ascomycota; Sordariomycetes; Amphisphaeriales; Sporocadaceae
Exons: 2
Coding region: 1-1440 (479 amino acids)
Biological process (GO): L-valine catabolic process
Cellular component (GO): mitochondrion
Molecular function (GO): 3-hydroxyisobutyryl-CoA hydrolase activity
Source: RefSeq, a predicted model, not a curated record
AUGCCUCUGAAAGCCCACAUUCUCGACUCCAAGCUCGGCUCCAGAGCUAUGUCCACAAAAUACAACGAAGUUAUCAAGCCCCGCCAGGAUGACGAGCCCGAGGAUGUAACCUUCAACAGUCUGUACGGUCUCCGAACUGUUGAGCUCAACCGGCCGAAGAAGCUGAACUCGCUCAAUGCUUCCAUGAUCCGCAAAAUUGUACCUCGCCUUGUCGAAUGGGAGAAGUCGGAUCUGGCCAAUGUGGUUGUUAUGAAGGGAGCUGGCGACAGAGCGCUAUGUGCCGGAGGUGAUGUGAAAGCUCUGUCCGAUCUCAACAAGGAGGGUCCUGAGGGCCAGAAGAAAUCGACCGACUAUUUCGGACUCGAGUACAAGCUGGACCACCUUAUUGCGACCUACCAAAAGCCAUAUAUCUCUUUCAUGGACGGUAUUACCAUGGGAGGUGGUGUUGGACUCAGCCUGCACGCACCGUUCAGGGUUGCAACCGAGCGAACCGUUUUCGCCAUGCCCGAGACAACCAUCGGCUUCUUCCCCGAUGUUGGCGCAUCCUUCUUUUUGCCCAGGCUAGCUGGCUCUGUCGGCACAUACCUGGCCCUCACGAGCGAGCGCCUGACCGGCGCCAACGUCUUCUACUCGGGGAUCGCCACUCACUAUCUUCACUCAACGAGUUUGCCCAAGUUGGAGUCCCGUCUUGCCGAAUUGCGAUUCAGAGACUACGACGACACUAAGAAGCGACUUGAAAUUAUCGAGAUGACUCUUGAGGAGUACGCUACUGGUCUUCCUCCUUUGAACAAGGAGCCCAUCCUCAUCGCUGGGGAGCUUCGUAAUGCCAUUGACAGAUGUUUCAGCAAGGCGACAGUGCCCGAGAUUCUGCAAGCUCUGGAGGAGGAACAAGGACCUACAAAGGAGUGGGCCGAGAGAACGCUGGCUACUCUGCAGAAGCGCUCGCCGACUGCUGUCCACGUGGCUCUCAAGCAAAUGCAGGUUGGCAGGCGCUGGAGCAUCGCCGAGACCUUCCACAAGGAGCACAAGAUUGCGGCACAAUUUAUGCGGCACCCAGACUUUGUCGAGGGUGUUGACAAGCAGCUAUCCAAGGACCGCGGCACACCAAACUGGCAACCCGCAUCGCUAGCAGACAUUCAGCCCAAACAAGAUAUCACAGGGCCAUUUUUCCAGGACGAGAUUAGCGGCGUAGAGCCGCUGAGGUUACUGGUAGACCGUGACUACGAAGAGUACCCCUACCCGUAUGUUGGCGUGCCGACCGAAAAGGACGUGCAGAAGGCCGUCAAGGUAGGGUCCAAAUCCAAGAAGCAGAUUGCCGACGACUUUGUUCAGUUGAAGAAGGGCAGACAAGGUAUCCGGACGGUUGUUGAGGAGAUCCUGGCAAGGAAAACAUACGAAACAGAUGAGGGAGCAGCGGUUUGGGUUGACGAAACGUCAUAA